CAUGAAGUUCGCAGUGAAUGGGAGUCAUUUGACAGUUCGAGCGAAAAUGUAAAAAGCAUGUCAUUUUAUAGAUUUUGUUGACUAGACAUCAAUGGAUCCUUUUCCGAUUCACAGGAGAAUGGAAGAAGAACUCAUAUCAGAUGUGUCAGUUACAGAUGUUUAUGAUCAAGCGGCGGGUAUAGGGAAAGAGUUUGAAAAAUUGAUAGAAAGUUAUGGAGUGGAGUCUGUGACUGAUUUAAUGCCCAAAGUUAUCAGAGCCCUAGAACAGUUAGAAGCACUUGCUGCCAAAUAUGAAAAAGAAAGUACUGAAAUAUCAGACUUAAAACAUGCGUUGGAUAAGUUGGAAAGUGAGAAGGCGGAUAAAAAUUUGGAACGGUUGCGAUUUGAAGAGGAGUUAAUACAGAUAGAGGAACAAUGGCAGAAGGAAUCAAAGGACCAGGUUGCAACAAUUGGUCGACUACAGGAGGAUAAUCGACGCCUAAAAUCAUCCCUGUCGGAACAAAAACUGGCAGUAGUCGAAGAGGUUGCUGCUGUUGCGAAACAGACGGAAGAAAAAGAGAUUGAGGUUCUUACAAAGUUGAAGGACACCGUCGAUCGACAGCGCGAAGAGAUCCGCAAAUACUCGCGGGAAAUCAAACAGAAAAAUGUUGAUGUAGAAGCUCUUCAAGCGCAAUCUGAGCGAUUGGUUAAAAUCAACAUCGAACUCCGGCGUAAAAACCAGUCGCAGAAGAAACAUGCUCGAUCUCUCAUCAACGAAAAGUCUGACCUUGAGACUCAACUGGCUGAAAAAGAACAGCAGGUUUCCAAGGUUAAAGAGAUGAUGAAGGACCAGGAGAGCAUGGAUGACGGUGCUGUUACAGAGAAACUCAAACAGCAGCUUGGGAUGACCAGCAUGAAUGGCGAGGUUUGUGAGGAUGCCGAACAUAGAAUGAUAGCAGACGGCGGUAUACAGACGGAUGAAGAAAACUCUGACCAGCUCACAGAUAAACUGAGUCUUAUUGGGAAAAUUGUCAUUGAUAAACAGGACCCCAACAGGCCGCGUUUCACGCUGAACGAGUUACGAACAGUGCUGAUGGAACGUAAUGAACUGAAGGCCAAACUGAUGGAGGUCGAAGAUGAGUUGGGGUUGUUUAAACCAAAAAUAAAUAUUGAUGAGUAUGUUAUCAUAGAAACAGACGACAAUUCCAAUGCCCUCUCAGAAGAACUUGAAACAGCAGACGUAAAAACAGAAGAGCCAGAGGAAGAAGAAGCGGAAGAAGAAUUAGCUGUGCAGGGACCAAUUAACCGCGAACCGUUUGAGAAGAUUUAUGGCAAGCGACCCUCGGGAAUUCGUAGAUUCUUUGGGUCCUUAUUUGGGAACUCUCCAAAGGAUCGUUACCCAGUCCAGUGACUUACUCCCGAUGAAGAGACUUAUACAGCAUUCUGUGAUAUUGUAAAGAAAACGGAAAUCAACAUUGCCCCACCCAUUCUUUUUCAAUGCUAAAUUAACUUUGUUGAUUUAUACAUGUUUAUAUAAUUUGUUACUGCUUUUUGUUAAGAUAUUUUUAGCUGCUAUAACAUUAUCAUUUUCAUUACCAACAUACAAUGUACAUUUUUGUUCAUAGGUAAUUAUAAUGAAUGUAGGAAUCAUUUUUAUCGUAUAAAUCAAAUGAUUAUCUUUGAUUUGACCCGCUAAUACUUGCGUUAAUUUUUUCUUUGAUAUUAGCUUUUUGUUUUUUUCAAGGAAAAUCAACAAAGGUGUAAUAGUAUUGCUAUAGGCAUGGUGUGUUUGUCAUUGUUGUCAAUGGCGUCCUGCAAUGCCUCUACUCAAAAAAAGUCAUGGAUAUGAACAUUAAAUUUUGUAAACAUUUAUGACAAUGUGCAUUCAAUAAAUGGGUAUCAAAUCCCAUCUCUCUAGCUUAAAUUGUAAGUUAAGUGUUGCCGUCAAGAACUGAGGAGCAUCAGCAACCCCUUAUAAGUUCUCUUAACGUUAAUUUAGUGAAACAUUUUAAAGUGCUUUAUACAGAUGUUUUGUCAUUAAAUGUACAUUUUUUUGUGGAAAAAUCAAAAUGAUUUGUUACAUUAUUUUUCGUUCUUUUUUUGUCAAUUUCCAAACCAUAUACUUCAUAAUGGUCAACCAAUCAGCUAUUUAGAAGAACAUUGAUACACAAUUCAUUCAGUGUAAAGGAGUAAAUGCUUUUGUUUUCCCGUCUUGCAUUUGAAAUUUACUGGUAUACCCAAUUUUUCUGGUAUUUUUUUUGUCUGCAUCUAUCUAUGUCAGCGUCCUAUACACAGUAAUUUACGGCAAUAAUAAUUUUUCAAAAUCAUCCCUUUGUGUUAUCUGGAAUGGGUUGGAAUCAGAAUUAAGGUUAAUGUCUUAAAAAGGAAUGAUAAAUGACAAUAUAUGCAAUUCUAAAUAUUUUAGUUUGAAUACAUGGAAUACAAAGCAGGGUAAAUAGCUUAGAUCCCUCUAGAAAUUAAAGCCAUUUAUUUCCAUUUCUAUGUAUUUUUGUCUGUUUUUAAUGCAAAUGUCUAGCAAAAAACAAAUUUGAAUUUAAAGUAUUCCUGCUUAAAGCUUUCUAUAUUAGGGCAUGUCUUAAAAUGCUCUAACUUCUAAGGUUAAAGUGAUACAUUUCGGCAGCAUUGCUUACAGUAUUUAUGUUGUAAACAUUCCAUUUUUGUAUUGCCUCGUCAUGACAAAAUGAUUCAUUAUGAAAUGUAUUUUCCCAUCUGCAGUUCUGUAGAAAAUGUUAGUAUGCACAAGCUUUAUGUGUAUGUGACAUGAUGCCAAACCACCCUGAUAAAUGAUGCAUAACUGGAAAAAUUAAUAUUCAUAACUGGUAAAAUGAAUAUGCAUUACUGGCAAACCAAUGGAGAGAUAUACAAGUCACAUGAUAACUCUGGACAAAAAUGCACAUGGUCUUGGGUUCAAUAUAGUUGUUUGUCAAACAAAGAAGGUAAUUUAGUCGAGGGGGUUCGUCGAGGGGGUUCCUAAUUUGAUUUAGCAUCAUAUCAAGAAUUUGUCAAUAGAAGUAAAACUGAUAUUACACCAGCUCCCAAUUUGAUAACUGUCCUGAAAUCAUAUUAGAGAUAUAUCAUUGCAAAUUUAUGUUUUCACAUUACUUUGUAAUAAUUUUCAAUUUUGAAUCAUACAUUUGAAACAUUCAGUUUUUGUUUCAAAGGUUGUAAUUUUUUGUUGUGAACAUUCCUUGGUCAUUUGGUGAUUUUGUGAGCUUGGUUUUCUAAAUGAAUCCAUAAAUGCAAAAUCCAAUCACUUUCAUAACAUAGCAUAAGCUUAGAUAAUUAAAGAUGCAUUUGGAUUGCCGAUAUUUUGUUUUAGAAACAUUUUGGUCAAAAAUGAUUAUAAGUAUCUUCCAUGGCUGAGAGUGUAAGAUAGGUUCAACCCGACCCGAGCGCAGGGUGUUUUGUGAAAACGAGGUUUACCGAGUUUCCGCAAAACACCCUGCGCAAGGGUCGGGAUGAACCUAUUUUACACGAGCGGCUAUGGUAGAUGCUUUUUCUCCCACCUCAGUUAAACAAAAUUGUGUAAAAAUGUAUUUCUUGCUGGAACUCUUUUGUGCGUAGUGAAAAUAAUUGCAUAUGUAUAUUUGAUAAUUCGUGGUUGUCAUGGAUAUGCUCGCAGUGAUUCAGGUUAUGUUACUAGUCAAAUCGGUCUUUUAAUAGUUCGGAGGAGAGUGGAGCAUUAUUUCUUGAAAUAUGCGUGAAAACUUUUUUAUGGUGACAUUUAAGGUGAGAAAUAGUUAAUUAGCAUUCUAAAUAUUGCCACAAGACAAGGCUUCUUUGAUGCUACAGACGACUGUCUUUAACAAGGGAGGUAAUUACAAUGUAGCGACAAUUAAAAAGGAGUUCCAUACGGGCAUUUUAUCUUCGCCCGUGGGCAAGAUAAGAAUUUCUAGCAUGCUUAAAUUAUUGGAUCUACUUACCUGAGGUGGGAGAAAAACACUUCUUUAUCAAGCAAAUGUGGCAUUUCUGUUUUUAAGAAAAAAGGUUUCAAGAAAUUAAUUUAAUUUGUAUACAAUGAAAUUGAAAAAAAAAAGAAGAUAAAAUUUAAAACAUGACAUUACAAUUUGUCUUCAUUUCAUAUUUCAUAUUGUUUUUGUGUGAUAUAAUUCUAUGUUUGGGGCCAAAUAAGAAAUCUAUAGCUGACAAAAUAGAUUAUUUUUAUACAUGAUUUGCAAUAUAUAUCGUAGGUGUAUUGUAUUAUAGUAGUGAUUAUAUAAUUACGGUAUUAUAUGAAAAUGUGUCAGUAUGCAAGUAUUCUUGUAUGUAGCUAGAAAAAGUUUAAAGUUUAUGUGAAAUUGUAAACACAUGUUGUGCCUGAUUUAUUUAUCAAGUAAAAUACACAUAUUUUGAUGCUCUGAUUUUGCUUUUCAAAUUAAGGUUACUGAUUUAGUAAUUAAGCUUGUUAUUUUUAUUGAGACAUUGGCGAUAAUGUUAAAUUUAGAUGCAUGGUAACUCUAUAUUACUUUUUUUUAAAGGUCAAAAUGGCACAUUGAAUAAGGCAGUGAAUAAUUAAAGCACUAUGAAUUUCAUAGAACAUGUUAGAAAUUGUGCUUAUUUGAAGUAGUAUUAAUAUACAGUUCAACUAAUAAAUAUGUAUUGUUUUUUAAAUUCAUGAUCAUAUUUUAAGUUAUGAUAAACACAAAAGAAAUAUUUGAUUAUCUUAAGCAUUUAACUCUUUGAAGGCUCUUUAGCGACAAUUGGUUAUGUUACAAUCUGCUGUUAUAUGCCAUGUCAAUUAAGUGAUAUAGAUUUUAAAUCAACAGAAGAUUUGACUUAAGAAAGGCAAAUUGGUAUAAUAAAUGCCUAAAUGAUAAUGUUCCAAUAAUGCUUAUAACGGUUAGACAAAUAAAUGUUCUAUUUAAAAAGUCAAACCAUGUUAAGAACUGUGUGAGUCUUUAUUGUGAGGUUGAGGACAUGUUUAUUUGCAAGAUUUGCCAAAUUUUGUUCUCAGGUUGUCAUAUUGUCUUUUGUGGUAUAUAUUUCAUGAAUUGCAACAUUGUACAAGAAAUAAAAAAAUGUUAUAUUUAUCUCAUGAAUUUAAAGCAAUUUGCAGUAAUCAAACACUAUCAAGACAAGUAAUCAAGAUCAAUUGUGCUUUUUGUGCACCUAUUAAUGUUCUGUUCCAUGGGGGCGGCAGACUUAGAAAGCGGGUGAAUGCCGAUAAACUGAAAUUUGACAGGACUGGUACGACCACUCUUAGGGAAUAGAUUUGGCCGGAUUUUGUUCGGAAGGAUUUCUGUGGCCUGGAUUUUUAAAAA
Messenger RNA from Mya arenaria, 5261 nucleotides. RefSeq names its product RILP-like protein 1. The transcript has 11 exons. Gene Ontology annotation, cellular component: cytoplasm; ciliary basal body. Lineage: Eukaryota; Metazoa; Mollusca; Bivalvia; Myida; Myidae. Gene Ontology annotation, molecular function: protein dimerization activity. The record is from RefSeq and is a predicted model, not a curated record. Gene Ontology annotation, biological process: cilium assembly. Bases 92 to 1390 code for a protein of 432 amino acids.